This is a messenger RNA of Schistosoma curassoni, 3500 nucleotides long. The record is from the annotation of a GenBank genome assembly. Lineage: Eukaryota; Metazoa; Platyhelminthes; Trematoda; Strigeidida; Schistosomatidae.
ACAAUUUGUUGUUGAAACCGCUCACUAUGAACUUGACUGUAUACGGAUGGUAGUAAUACGAGAUAUAAGGUCAGAGUUUUACGGAGAAGUUGUUGGAAAUAGAGUUCUUGUAUGUGUUUAUCCUGAUGUUGAUGGUUUAUGUACAUGGAGGGUUUUGAAGGAACUUUUCAAACACCGAAAUGUGCUUUACACGCUUGUGAUUGUAAAGGAUAAGGGAGAGUUAAAGGAGACUUACUCAAAAAAUCGUGACUUUUUCCAGGUGGCAGUGUUUAUAAAUUGUGGGGCAAACUUCGAUGUUGUUGGUAACUUAGAUCCUCAAGAGGAAUGCAUCUUUUAUGUUUGCGACAGCCGCCGUCCGAUUCAUAUUAAUAACUUCUACAACCAACGUCAGAUUAAACUCUUAUGUCUUAAUGAAGACACCACGCUAGUGCCGAAAUUCGAGGACGUGUUUCGAGAGUUCUCGAGUGAUGAGUCAGAUGAGGAUUCUGAGGAGCAACAGAACAGAAGAUUGCAACCAGAUGAUAUCGAAAAAAGAAUAGAAAAAAGGAAAUGGAAUAGAAAAAGACAAGAACUUUUAAUGGAUUAUGAGAGCUUUUCCUACCAUAGUGUUGCUUCAUCUGUAGUCAUGUUUGACUUAGCCUGGAAGCUCUCCCAGGAAAACAACUGCUUAUUAUGGUAUGCGAUAGUAGGUCAAACCUCUCAACUAAUCACUCAUGCAAUAAAUCGAGAACAUUAUAUUGACCAACUAGACUAUCUUCAAAGCCAUAUGAGUCGUCUAAGUCAUAUUGGUCAAAUUCAUUCUGGAACAAGUACAAGUGAUGAAAAUAAAGCUAGAAUCGAAAUUUUAUUUGAAGAUGAAUUAGCUCUAUGGCUUUAUAGACAUUGGAGUUUAAAAGAAGCAAUAGAGACCAGUAUGGUAACAGCAUCCAAAUUCAAACUGUUUACUGAAGGAGGACAGCGACGUAUGUAUGAAUUUCUUGUACAGUUGGGAUUGCCGCGACGUGAAUGUGCACAGUUAUAUUCUUCUAUGAAUAGUAGUUUGCGUGACAGUUUAAAUGCACAAUUUUUACAAUAUGGUGAAAAAUAUGGUCUUUCACGAACUGAUCUGUUUUUACCAUCUUUCAUUGUUCAUUUGGGAUAUCGAACACCUAUGUCGGCAGUCGAUGCUGUUUUCCUAACUAUAUCCGCUUUAGAGUGCUAUAAUAGCGGUAAUCCGGUGGAAAACUUUCAAACGGCAUUGGACACAGUAGCUUGGUAAGUUUUGCUUCAAAAUUCAUACUUUCCUAUGGUGCCAUUAUCUUACGCAAAUUUUCACUAGUUAAAAGUUUAUUUCAAAAUCAGCUAAUUGCAUUAACUAUCUUUGGUUUGAUUUAUUUAUUUAUUACAAGUAACUAAGAUGAAUCAUCUCUCGUUUAAAAUGGCCAUCGUGAAUAUAAGUCUGGAUACUAGUCCAUAGUCUUGUAUGGAAGCUGAAAGUAUUAAAAGCUUUAUACUUGGUGGUUGUUAUCUUCUUAUUGCCUGUCUAGGUCACAGUAGCUCAGAUGUAUUCACUCUUGACAUCCUUUUAAGUUAUACACUUUAAUAUUAUUUCAUACUUUUAUUGCUCGAAUAGUAUGCUCCAAUGUCUUUCUCACUAUCAUAUACUCUAUAAUUUUGACACUUGCUACUAGUUAUAUGUUUAUAGUUAAUAAAUUAUAUUAGUUUGAUCUUAAUUUGUAAAACAAAUAAAGAUUUAGAGCUACUCAACCACGUUUCUUACAAUUCUUCUUAAAAGGUUUCUUACUUUAAAUUCAUCGCUUACUGAUACGGUGUCCAAUAAUAAUGUCUUAAUUUGUUAGAAAGUAAUUGAUCUGGAAACUGAUUUCUUCCAGUCGCCUUCGAUAGUUAGUCGUGUUUAUUUUGUGUUGGUAUUUUGCAUAUAAGCCAAUAGUCUUAUUUUCAAUAUUAAAUUAUUCUGAAGUCUACGUCGAUAAAUCGGUUUUGUGAACGAUCAUCAUUCAGUCACAUCAUAUCACUGCUUAUCGUGUGUCGAUCAACAUUCUUGUCUAUCAUUUCUUACAAUCGAAUAAUCGUUUCGUCAAAUCACGGAAUCUCCCUCCAUAACAAUCACAUGUACCUGUUCUUAUUUUCUAACUUUUUAUUUUAUUGAAAAACGGUACUCCCUAACUCAAUGCUUUCGAUGGAUAAAAGCGUCGAAUGUACUUUUGUCAAGCGAAAAUGUGCAGUGAAUGGACUAAUCAUUAUUGCAUCUUAUUAGUUAAUUUUGAUCAGUUUCAUUUAAACUGUGUAUUGUUAACUCUACGUAUUAAAUUCAAUUAUGAGCAAAGAUGGGUGGUCGGUAGCACUAGUAUUCGGGACGCGCGUUUCGCCAUCUUCGAGACAUCAGUUGGAAGAUUCGAACAACUAAUACAAGAUGAACUAAGUUUCUUCCCAUUGCACGAGCUAGUAGUUAUCUAGACUCAAUAGCUAAGUGGGUAGUGCGAUGGUGCUUGAAGCGUACGGCACUUGGUUGGAGUCCCGGAGUGAACAUCAACUCUGAGAUUCAGGCACAAUCUUAAACAGAACGAGACGCGCGGCCUGGAUUCCAUCACCUAUCUCUGGUCAUAAUGCUUGUGACUUCAGUUAAUAUUGGGGCAAUUCGCACAGGAUAGAUAUAUGUUAGUAAGAAACUGGUCGAUUGCAAGUACAAACGUUAGAGGGAAGAUUCAAACAACCUAUACAAGAUAAAUUAAUCCAAUUAUGCUUAAAAUUGUGACUAUUUAAAGUUAAAUUGUUAAUAACAAUCUGUUCUUACUGGAAUAAGUAUGAUGGCUGUAAAAUGUAGUGCCUCAAUUACUUAAACAGAUAUUUUGAAUAGGGAAUUCUUGGUAUGCUCUUUUAACAUUUGUCAGUCCUAUUAUUUUGUACAUGUUUUAAAAAUCACAGUAAUUUGGAUACUCAAGCUUGUUUGAAAUAAUUCCAGUGGUUGAAAUUUACAUAACUUCAAUGUUUCUAACCGUUAACUACCUGUUUGAGCUUUUUCAGAGAUUUUGAUUAUUUCCAUGGAUAAGCUUGGAUCGGAUCGCUGAGUGGAAUGUUGGUAUCAUUUAAACUUCAAUUGCAGAUACGUUUUUCAAAAAGUUUCUACUUCUGAUCUCUAGUGUAUACUCGGUGUAUAAGUUUUGGCGAAUGUUCAUUCAUCUUAAAUCAAAUCAAAUUUAUAAUUCGACAACCUCAGUAUUCAGUAAUUAAGACGAAAGCAAAAAGAUUUCAACAAUCUUUUAUUGAAUGGUGAACCAUACUAUAGAAGUCACAUCUAUCUCAAUGUUUCAACCACAUCUAAUCUAACUGACAUGUCAACUAUUGAAAUAAAACACUAUUAUACGCAAAGUUUUUUCGCAAACAUCUGAAUAAAUUCGAUUCUACAGCGUUACUAUGAUGCUAAUAAAAUAUAUACAAUAACAGUAUAUAUCUUCACUACCGAUGUAUACUUUAAUCUCUUGAUUAAGAUCAUGAACCGA